Papaver somniferum (opium poppy) is the source of this 747-nucleotide messenger RNA. RefSeq lists its product as uncharacterized. The record is from RefSeq and is a predicted model, not a curated record. The coding region runs from base 1 to 747 and encodes 248 amino acids. Gene Ontology annotation, molecular function: nucleic acid binding; RNA-DNA hybrid ribonuclease activity. Lineage: Eukaryota; Viridiplantae; Streptophyta; Magnoliopsida; Ranunculales; Papaveraceae. The transcript has a single exon.
AUGUGGAAAGGAUUACAUGAUGCUAUACCCGUGAAAGCUCGCAUUUUUAGGCAUCUGAAUGCUGAUGAUCAAAUAUGUGUUCUGUGUAGUAUGAAUCAAACUGAAGAUCUGGACCAUUUGCUACUUCAUUGCUCCUUCUCUCAAGGUAUAUGGAAGAAUUUUUUCCAUAAUCAGUUCGUUUCCAUUGUGCAGCAUCACUCGGUUCUCUCCUGGAUUCAGACUUGGCAGCUUAAGGGUUCGAAUAUAAAUAUCAAACACACACCUCUAGUUGUGCACUUAGCUCUCUGUAUAAUGCACUUCAUUUGGAAGCAUAGAUGUAGGGCUGUUUUCAGCAAUAUAACACCCAAUAAUCGAACUGUCAUACAUCAGAUAAACUCUUACAGGGUACAACAUCAGUUAGACACCGCAUUUGUUGCUCAUAAUCAUUACCAUUUACAGAACUACAUCUUACAUUUGCCUUGGGUUCCUCCUCCUAUGCAGUUCUUAAAGAUAAAUAUUGAUGCUUCAUAUAAUUCUGAAUCUUUGUUAGCUGGUAUUGGUAUUAUAACUAGAAAUUCUGCAGGGGCCUUUGUCAUGGGAAGAGAAACAUUGAAAAGAGUUAUAAAUGUUGAGCAAGCUGAAGCCUGGGCUAUGGUAGAAGCUAUGCAAAUAGCAGAUUCAAAUGGUUGGACUAAUGUUAUUUUUGAGACAGACAAUUGGAGUAUCAGUAACUUUUUACAACAUCAAACUAAUAUUUGUCAGUGGUAG